AAACGUCAAUAGUUAGUUUAACACUAGGGAUGGAGAAACCACGUUUGCCUCAUGCAAUGAGUGUUAUAAUUUCCUUGGCUCCACUGUAAGACAAAAUCAGAUGGUUAACUAUUCAAUCUACAGUAUAGCGUUUCUGUUUACCAGGUUUACAUUUACACUUUGUCAAAAUUACGUUCACUGCUCGUGUUCGGCCAUUGUCAGAUAUCUUUGAAACAUUACUGUUAAACUUCACCACACGGUUUUUACACUGUCGGCGAGCGCAGAAAAUCGAUAAAUUACCAUGUUGGAUCAUCACUAAUUUGAAGUGUUGAUUGCCGAGUGUUUCUCCCAGUAGUCGGAUUUUUGGUUUUCCUUCGUGGCUGUCUGAAAACGAUUGUGACAAUGAGUAACUCACAAAUGCAUCUACACAGCGAAAAUUUUGAUCUCUGCAGAAUCUGUUUAUUAGAACCGGAGUCUAACCGACAUGUCAAGUUUAUACAUAUUUUCACACCAAGUGGAGUUGGUGUACCAUUGAAUCAACAAAUUUUUGAAUUCUUAGGGGUCAAGGUUGACAAGGAUGAUAUUAAACCAAAAAUCAUUUGUGAAAAUUGUCAUUCAGCAUUGUCAAACUGGACUGAGAUGAAGAAUAAAGCUGCCGAAUCUCAAAUUGUUAUCAAUUACAUUGCAAAAAAAAAAUUUGGUGUUAAUGCAACUGAAAACAGCCAGCAAACUUCUAAUGAAUCUGAUACUUCAUUGGAUUCAAGAAAUACUGCUGAAUCAACAAAUGCAUCACAUUCUCAAAUAAAAUCAAAAAUAUCUGUAGUGAAAAAAAAUGUACCAACUAAUUGUAGCACUAGUAGUAAUCGAAGCAGUUAUAAUCAAUCAUUUACAACAAAUCAAUCAACAAGAUCAGUAUCUGUUUCUAGUGAAUCUGAUGAUGAUACAUCUUCUUGCCAAGAAGUGACUGUUAAUAAUGAAGUAAUUUAUGUAUCAUCGGAUGGUGAGGAAAUGGUUCAAAACAAUUCAGUAAAUGAUUCAGCUACAUUUGAAGAUCUAAACUACUGCUCCAUCUGUAAAAGGAAGAAUAUUUUUGAUCAUGACUGUUCCCAUUACAACAAAGAAUUUUCAACUUGUUUGGUACCUAAUUGUAAUAUAUUGUCUAGAUCUCUAAAAGAUUUUACACCGCAUUAUAGACAACACAUUGGUAUGCCUUCUGGAGUAAUGUUAUGUCUUCGUUGUUUCCAAGAAAACAAAAUAUCUGAACGUGAUGUUAACGGUUUUCACACUCGCUGUUGCACAUUAAAUAUAUUUAAAUGUUUUACAUGUAAUAUAAUAUUUAAUACUAUGGCAGAAUUUGCCAGUCAUAAGCUAAAAACACAUAAUGGUCGGCUUAUAAACUCUUCAGGAAAUUAUUUAUGUUUUUAUUGUGAAAAAUCAUCUCCAGAUCUGAUGAAAAUGAAUGAACAUAUUAAGCAUUGUCGUGAAAACCAAAUGAAAAAUGUUAAAGACAAUGUAACUGAUAACUGUAUGAAACACGAAGAACCUCAGGAAAGUGAAACAAUGUUACUUAAUGAUAAAAAAAAUGAAUAUAAAAGAGGGAAAGAUAAAAAAAUUCCGCGUUCUGCACAACAUCUACUUUUUACAUGUUUAAAACCUUCUUGUAAUCUUAUUUUUCAAAAUUUUGCUGUUUUUAAAUUUCACCACAGAGAGCAUUUUGAAAUUGGAAAUAAAUUGAUGUGUUGGCAAUGUUGUUCACCAUUUUCCAAUUUAAAUGGUCUAAGAAUGCAUCAAGUAAAGGGUAACUGCCGAACUCCUGGUAUGUUUAAAUGUUUUGAGUGCACUGAGGUAUUCAAUGACCUUCAAAGUUUAAGCAUUCACAAAUAUACUAUACAUGAUGGUGAUUUAAUAGCAAAUAAAAAGAAUAAAAAGACUAUAAUUUGUGCAUUUUGUAAAAAUGAAAUUUCUAUUCAUAAUUUUAAAAAUCAUUUGGUUAAAUGUCAAUAUAAAAUUGAAAAAAAAGUAUUACCUAAACCUCAUUUGAUUAAAAAAACAAAAUAUUCUAAUUCUAAAUGUGUAUAUUGUGGUAAAGUUUGUCUUACAGCUGCAGCUUUAUCAAGUCAUAUAAAAAUUCACAGUCCUAAAUCAUUACAAAAAAAAGACGCAAGAAAAAGAUUGAGUAAUACAUCAAUGAAAAGCAAAGUACCUUAUGAAUUAGUAAACACAAGUAAAAUGGAAGGUGAAGAUAGCAAUCAAAUAUUAUCUAGUACUUCUCAAAGUAAUGAUACACUCACAUCUGACUAUGAAAUGGCUAAUACAAGUGAUGGUGGGAAAGAUAUGUAUGAAGUUAUUAAUCAAACUAGCUCUGGUUCUUCACAAAGUAAUGAAAUGGCAAAUGACUAUGAAAUGUUUCCAUUUGUAGAUAAUUAUUAUCUUUGUAUUAAGUGCCCUAAGAAGUUUAGUUCUAAGAACGGAUUAAUAAAGCAUUGGAAUAUUUGUUCUUCAGUAAGUACAAUGAAAAGCUCUAUGAAAAAUGUACCUCAUAAUUAUUAUUGUACUAAAUGUAAGGAAUAUUACACUCGACUAAGUUUUGUUGAACAUUGGAAAAUACAUCAUGGAAGGAGACUUCCAUACCAUAAAUUUAAACGAUUUUCUUGUACAAAAUGUCCCUUUAAGUUUAUGUAUAAAAUAGCAUUAUUAAUGCAUGAUGAGCAUGUGCAUGGUGGACCAGAAAAUUCUGAAAAUAUUACAGUUGAAACUACUCAUUCUGAUAAUGAUGUAAUGUUACCAGUAAUAUCCAAUACAACAUCGUUGGCCAAUUGUAAUGCUGAAGAUAUUGAAAGAUUAAUAGAAAGUGAUAAAGGAUUUUUCAAUGGUAAAAUUGAAUAUGAAGGAACUACCAAUACAAUAUUAGAUAUUCCUGAAGAACUGAAUAAUGAAAAUGAUCAUGAUAUAAAUGAACAAAAUAAUGAUAGCAAUGACUUGAGAAAUAAUGAAGAACAGGAUAUAAGUAAUAAUAAUGAUGAUAACAAUAGUGAUUAUGUUGAUGUACAUAAUAUUCAAAACGUAGAUACAGUUAUAGAUGAAUUAAAUUAUAAUAAAAAUAAAAUAAGCCCAGAACAGCUUCCUUCUGAAGAUUUAUUGAUGGUUAAUAAUUCUAAUGAAAUGGAUUGCAAAAGUGAAGUUAUAACAUUUGAAGUAAAUGAUAAAAAUGAGGUGGCUACAGUAGAUAAUAAUGAAAAAGAUAUUACUUCUCUUACAGAAGAAGAUAUUCAAAUUUGUAUUGAUAACAUGCUAUCAACAAAUAACUCCCAGCAUUUGAAUGAAAAUGAAAUUAUCAAUAUAGUACAAAAACUACCUAUUUCAAGUGAUGAAAACAAAGAAACAAAUGAAUCUGAAGGAUGUUCAGUAAUUAGUGAGAAUUCUUCUGAACAAUGUUCAGUUAUUGGCAUAAACUCAACUGAAAAAUGUACAGAUAUUGAUAAAAAUUCUUCUGAAGAAUGUCCAGUAAUUGACAACAAUUCUUCUGAAGAAUGUUCAGUUAUUGGCAUUAAUUCAUCUGAAGUAACUGACACAAAUUAAAUAACAAAUGGCUGAUUAUGAAAAAAUUUAAAACCUGUAUUAUUCUUUUGAAAUAAGCUAAG
Sipha flava (yellow sugarcane aphid) is the source of this 3620-nucleotide messenger RNA. RefSeq names its product zinc finger protein 184-like. Gene Ontology annotation, biological process: regulation of DNA-templated transcription. The transcript is spliced from 4 exons. Gene Ontology annotation, cellular component: nucleus. The record is from RefSeq and is a predicted model, not a curated record. Bases 382 to 3558 code for a protein of 1058 amino acids. Lineage: Eukaryota; Metazoa; Arthropoda; Insecta; Hemiptera; Aphididae. Gene Ontology annotation, molecular function: DNA-binding transcription factor activity, RNA polymerase II-specific; zinc ion binding; RNA polymerase II cis-regulatory region sequence-specific DNA binding.